Ochlerotatus camptorhynchus is the source of this 642-nucleotide messenger RNA. RefSeq lists its product as uncharacterized. The record is from RefSeq and is a predicted model, not a curated record. The annotation marks the transcript as partial. Lineage: Eukaryota; Metazoa; Arthropoda; Insecta; Diptera; Culicidae. The transcript is spliced from 2 exons.
UUGCUGCACUUCGGACCAGUCCUUCAGAAUGCUAUGAAGAGUGGAAUUAAGAAAGAGAGCAUCAUAAAUGAUUUCAGAGUGUGCGGUUUGUACCCAUUCAAUGUCGAAAACGUGGAUUUUAGCAAAUGCAUAGCCAAAGCGUACUCGUCUGUACUAUCAGUAAGCUACAUAGCUACAGAGAGUGAAAAUGUUUCGAUAAAUUCAUCACCAGCUCAGCCAGGUACCAUUUUUCCAACUUCGAAUAAUUCGAUUGAGAUCAUUGAAGAUACUCCAGUUAUGCUGAUUUCAUCUCUUUAUGUGAAAGAAUCAGUCUGGAUCCCGUGUACUACGAUUAACGAAGCUGUGGAGAGUAUCGAAACCGCUCGCUUACAUCGAAUAAUGUCAACGACGGAUCUGACUGAGGAUCAACAAGUCAUACGAUCGCUUUAUGAGAGACUCCUCAAGCCAUUUCAUUACCAAAUUCCACAGACGUUAGAAAUCCCUACCUUGGACGGUGAUCCUGUUGACUUGAACGACGAACAAAGAGAAACUGAACUUGUCGAGUUAUCAAUAGAUACAUUACCAAUGGCCGAAGAUGACCCCGUCGGAUUUGAAAACGACGGACCAAUUGGAAUUGAUUCACCUGAUGUGUCUAACGUAUGA